UCCUGCUGCUCUGACGUCAAUGGACGGUAACUGUGAGAACAUAAUGGCUUGUGCACAGAGAGGUUCAUUGGUUUCCUGCCGCACAGCUGCCUGUAGUCCCAGUGUCUGCUGCUAGCGCCGCUAUUACAAUUGUGCGAGGGAAUGGGGGCUGCUGCACAACGCUCGGCACUUUGUGAACACUUACGCCGCGGCGACUUGAAGAUCUGACUUUAUAGGACCUGUGCAAAGUCGGCCCGAUUGCUUUGCGUUUUGGUGUCAGACGUUUGCCUGGAUGUAGUGGAAUCGCGCUGGAGCACACGGCAGUGGCACAAUGCACUCGGUAACGCGCUCCAUUUGGGAAUUGUCUGUCACCGUCAACUUUGCAAAGAAGUCCGGCGAUUGCAUGCGAUCUAGCAGCUGAAUGUUGUUGGCCUUUAGCUGGGUUGCACUUGUCCACGAGGAAUGGUUGAGGAGAUGAGCCCCCGGUGACUUUUGCAUGUGCCUGCGAUUCCUCCUGUCGCUGCGACUUGUUGGGGGUGUGAGCACUGAUCGUGCCGGUUGAUGUCUGUUUCCCAUUGGAGCUUCCUGGCCCGGCUCCCAGCAUGGUCAUGGCGGACUGUCAGCAGCCUGUACAGAGGGGUCCUGUCCGGGUCGGAUUUUAUGACAUAGAACGCACUUUAGGCAAAGGCAAUUUCGCUGUAGUGAAGCUGGCCAGGCACCGGAUCACCAAAACCGAGGUUGCAAUAAAGAUCAUUGACAAGUCUCAGCUGGACUCUGUGAAUUUGGAGAAGAUCUAUAGAGAGGUGCAGAUAAUGAAGAUGCUGGAUCAUCCCCACAUUAUCAAGCUUUACCAGGUUAUGGAAACCAAAAACAUGCUGUAUCUUGUGACGGAAUAUGCCAAAAAUGGAGAGAUUUUUGAUUACUUGGCGAAUCAUGGGCGUCUCAACGAGCCUGAGGCUAGGCGGAAAUUCUGGCAGAUCCUCUCCGCGGUCGAGUACUGCCACAGCCGAAAUAUAGUGCACAGAGAUUUAAAAGCUGAAAAUCUGCUGCUGGACAACCACAUGAACAUUAAAAUUGCUGAUUUUGGGUUUGGCAACUUUUACAAGACUGGAGAACCUCUGGCCACGUGGUGCGGAAGUCCACCUUACGCAGCCCCAGAAGUCUUUGAGGGUCAGCAAUACGAGGGACCACAGCUGGAUAUAUGGAGCAUGGGGGUUGUGCUGUAUGUCUUGGUGUGUGGUGCGUUACCUUUUGAUGGACUUACGCUGCCUAUCCUGAGACAGAGAGUUCUAGAAGGGAGAUUCCGGAUUCCUUAUUUUAUGUCUGAAGAAUGUGAACACUUAAUACGAAGGAUGCUUGUACUGGAGCCUUCAAAACGUCUGUCUAUUGCACAAAUAAAAGAGCAUAAAUGGAUGAUGGCUGAAGUCCCUGUUCACAGGCCAGUUCUCUACUCACAAACCCCGGACAAAGAGGCUUCGAUUGGUGAAUACAAUGAACAGGUUUUGCGACUCAUGCACAGCCUGGGAAUCGACCAGCAGAAAACUAUCGAGUCCCUGCAGAACCGUAGCUACAACCACUUUGCUGCUAUCUAUUACCUGUUAGUGGAAAGGCUAAAAUCUCACCGCAGCAGCUUCCCUGUGGAGUCCAGGAUUGACGCACGGCAACGUCGACCCAGCACCGUCGCUGAGCAGACAGUCACCAAGGCCAGCACUGUUGUCCCUCCUGUGACUCUGCUGCCUCAGAACAUAAUGUUGCUGAGGGCUCCAGUUCUCCCAGAAGCCUCUACUGCAGAAACAUUCUCCUAUCCUCCAAUCAGCAGCCAGACUGAAUCCACAUUCCUAGAGGAAGAAGGUGUAAACACACCCCCGGUUAAUGGCUGCCUUUUGGACCCAUUGCCUCCAAUUACUAUAAGGAAAGGAUGUCAGUCAUUGCCCUGCAACAUGAUGGAGACAUCUAUUGAUGAAGGCAUUGAGACAGAGGAUGAUACUGAGGAGGACUCGGCACAAGCGUUUGCAGCUUGUCAGGGCAGGCGCAGUGGACAGAGGCGACAUACUCUAUCGGAAGUAACCAAUCAGAUGGCUAGGCUACCCAGUGGGGGACAAGAUAUGGAAGGCAAACUUUUCACCAUUGGGAACAACCCAUCUCUGGGAAGUGUAGAUUCUGAAUACGACAUGGGUUCUGUUCAGAGUGAUCUCAAUUUCCAAGAUGAUGGGACCAUGAAAGAAGUGGUUAUGGCAAAUCAACCGGCCACCAGAUUGACACCACCGUUCAUAGGACUGCGACCAACCAAUUUAGCUAUGCCCACACUUCCCUCCCAAAAACGGGAGGCUCAUAACAGGUCUCCCGUCAGUUUUAGAGAAGGCAGACGGGCAUCAGAUACCUCUCUUACACAAGGUAUUGUGGCUUUCCGUCAACAUCUGCAGAACCUGGCCAGGACAAAGGGCAUCUUAGAGCUCAACAAAAUUCAGAUGUUUUAUGAACAGAUGGGACCUGAUGAGGAGCAAAAUGUCACUAGCGUUCCAAACCACCCGCUGGAUAUGUCUGCGCAACUCCCAAAUGUAUCCACGUUUCCCAAUGGCAUGCACCACCAAUUACUCUCUAGACGCCAGAGUUUGGAGACACAGUAUUUACAGCACAGGCUGCAGCAAGCAAAUUUGCUGGCCCAAGGCCAGAACAGCUGCCAGUUGUAUUGUAAAGAAACACCAAGGAGCCUGGAGCAGCAGUUACAGGAACAUAGAUUGCUCCAGAAACGUCUUUUCCUUCAAAAGCAACCGCAGCUGCAGGCUUAUUUCAACCAGAUGCAGAUAGCUGAAACCUCUUAUCCCAUGCAGACACCGCAGCUACCCUUGUCACACCAGGACCCAGUGCAACAGACACAAUUUGGUUUGUCUCAGCCACUUAGCCCUGUUAUGGAACCAGCUUCUGAUGAAAUGCAAUAUGACCCAUUCUUAAGUCAGUAUCACAAGUUACAUUCCCAGCAGAUGCAGAACCUGGUGCAACCUAGCCAGCCACAGGUAACGGCACAGAUGUCUGUGCAACAACCUUCUUUGCAGUAUGCUUAUCAGACCUGUGAAUUAUCAGGAGUGCCAUCCCACGAGCCAGAAUACACAAACCAGUGUCAGUAUUCUAUGAACUCAACUCAACAAGGUGUUAUGACUUUGCCUGAAAACCAGAGUAAUCUAGCAGGACCUGGCCCACAGUCGUCUUAUGAAACACUGGCCCUCGGCGAGCCGUGUGACUGCGAAAUGAUGGAGACUGUUGAUUCACAUAGUGGAUAUGUUUUAGUAAAUUAGACAUUGUAUGGAAUACUGUGUCUGUGGUCAUGCUUCAGGGCAAGGCUGAAAAAAUUAAGGAAGAAAGUGCGAAUUUUUAAAAGCUUUUUAUUCUUGUUGUCCCACCCAAAUAAGAAAAAAAAAUCAUUACUUAUCCUCCUGCCCUUGGCCUCAUUCCAGCGUUAAAAAAGCUGGUUUGCUGAGAUUCCAGAUUUAGUGUCCUAGAAACCUGAGGUCCUGUAGAGGAGAAAUUACAGGAGUAUAUCAUACUGACCUCCUACAGCACAAUAAGACACUGGACUUUAUAAAAUGACCUCAGAUCUAAAUUGCGGAGUUCAUCUUUUAUUAAGCAAUAUUCAUUUUGUGGGAAGGAAUUGUUCUUUUUAAUGUAAUCCUUAUUGUAAAAAGGAAAUAAAAACUCCACCAACAUUGCUUAGAACAUGACUGCAUUCUAAGUGACUGACUUUGGCAGCAAGCACCUUGCAGUACAACACGGAGAAGCUGGGAACCCAAACCAGCUACCCGACUUCUACACUAAUGUUGCUUGGAGAAACAGGACGUUAGAAGCCUUGGGAAAAGGAAGAGACUUGAAUGUGAAUGCACAAAAUAACAUUACAGUACUGUUUUUGAAAUUAGCUUGAGCUCUUGGAAAAACCUAUGAUAAUAACCGGAGUGUUUGAACUUGAGAACCAAGGCAAGACAUACAAUGUUCCUCAUUGUAGUGCUUCAAGCUCACUUUUAGAGACACACGGCAGCCUUAGGAGACAAGACAAGGCGUGUCACUUUUUAAGAAUACAAUGAAGAAAUAAUAAUUCAGACUAUGUUUUGAAGUCACAGUAAUAUUGUAUGUUGCUGUUUGUUGAAGAAGCUUUGUACAUUUGGUAACUAUCUAGAUUUUAGAAUCAGGAAA
Messenger RNA from Xenopus laevis (African clawed frog), 4161 nucleotides. It is a transcript of the gene sik2.S, whose product is annotated as salt inducible kinase 2 S homeolog. NCBI's taxonomy places the organism in Eukaryota, Metazoa, Chordata, Amphibia, Anura, Pipidae. Bases 582 to 3272 code for a protein of 896 amino acids. Gene Ontology annotation, biological process: intracellular signal transduction; microtubule cytoskeleton organization. Gene Ontology annotation, cellular component: cytoplasm. The transcript has 15 exons. The record is from RefSeq and is a predicted model, not a curated record. Gene Ontology annotation, molecular function: tau-protein kinase activity; protein serine kinase activity; nucleotide binding.